This is a messenger RNA of Trichogramma pretiosum, 955 nucleotides long. RefSeq lists its product as uncharacterized. Lineage: Eukaryota; Metazoa; Arthropoda; Insecta; Hymenoptera; Trichogrammatidae. The record is from RefSeq and is a predicted model, not a curated record. The coding region runs from base 231 to 563 and encodes 110 amino acids. The transcript is spliced from 2 exons.
UCGAUCACUCUCCGCUAUCGUACGAAACGCCCUAAGAAUCCUCAAGUCGCUUGGCCCACGCCACUACUCGCACCACACGCAUCACUAUCACCAUCAUAGCGAGAGCUCCUCCUCCUCCUCCUCCUCCUGCUCCUCCGCCUCGUCCUGCUCCAACUCGUCCAACCACAGCAACUCGUCCGAUCUCAGCUCGUCCGACCGGAGCCUGGCCAGCUGCGAGAAGCAUCAACAUCAUGCCCAUCUCGAGGCUGCCCACCAAGAUGUGGUCCUCCACCAUCAUCGAGGAGAUCCAGUCGGAAAUUAAAGGUAACAUGAAGAACAAUGAGCAUCGGUUGAGGAACGGCGAGGGGAUGAGGAUCCAGCCCUCCUUGCCUCAGACCAAAGACAAUAAAGCCAUUCUCUGCUCGACUUCUCCGAAUAAGGCUGGAAAACUGCCGGUUCGAAGCUUCCCUGGAUACCAUAACCGAGAGUCCAACGGACAUUCCAAACAGAGUCCGCAGAUAGAAAAGAGGAUUCCCCUCUUGGCCAAAAUCAAGCCAACAUCUGCUAUUAAGCAGAAAAUUUAAUCGACUCAUUCCGUUUUCUGUUUUUCUUUCUUUUCUUUUUACGUUUUUUUUUCUUCAUUCAUCUUUUGUUUGGUAAUUUUUUUUAUCAUUAUUAUUUGGGGAUUAAGGAAAUUUCAUUAAAAAGUCUUGUAACAUUGUUUCGUACUAAACACUGUAAUGUGCAUUUAAUCAUACGUUCGUGGCUCAAUUAUUUUUAAUUUUUUUAAGUAAGUACUCAAUGUACAUUUGUGUUAAUAUUGGUAUCGAAGAAAUAAACAUUUUUCAUGUAACUUUUUGUCUUAUUAUUUAUUCAUUAAAACUAAACUCAUUCAUGUACGAUCGAGCUUCUUUUUUUUUUAAAUCAAAAGCAAAAUUCAAAAGCAGGGACUUUAUGGAGAAAAUCGUUCUUUGUA